UACGCAGCCAUGUCUUCUUUUGUUUAUUGAAUUCUUACAUAUUUUCCCCCAUUAUUUUCUCCAUAGGUAAUAAUAAAAUGAGAUCGUGACUAUACUAUUUAUUAUUUUCUUCGCGCGUUUCUGGGGGGGGGCAAUUACGUCACUCGCGUCAUCCAACAUGGCGUCCAACAGCCGGUUGCAGGAGGAGGAAGGCUGAGGAAGAGGAAAAGGAGGAGGAGGAGGAGGAAGAGUGAGCGGGACGCCGCACCGAUCCUCGCUGCUCGCCCUUGUCGGACAAAACCCAUCCGCACAGUUUUCAGAUGAAGACUACGCCCCCUCUUCCUCACCUUCCUCCUCGCAUCCCCCGUCCAAAUUCAGCCGAACGGUGAGCUGCCCCGGCAACAACAGCGUCACCAGGAGGAAGACCCUCCGGUCCGCCUCGGGAGUCGUCGCCCUUCACGCGGACACCUCCCCGAAAUAAAAAGUGGUGGAAUGGCGACCCUGAGCCCAGCGUCCCCCUUUGAACUCCUACCUCCACCCGCCACGGUGGGCUUCCUCAAGUUGUCCCGUCCGUGCUGCUACGCCUUCCCCGCAGGUCGCGGCGACUGCGCCUUCUUCGCCGUCAACGGCUUCACGGUCCUGCUGGACGGCGGCUCGGAUCCGCGGGCUUGCUUCUGGAAGCUGGUGCGCCACCUGGACCGCGUGGACGCCUUGCUGCUGACCCACGCCGGCGCUGACAACCUGGGCGGCGUCAACAGUUUCCUGGAGAGGAAGGUGGCCGAGACGCAGUUAGACACGAUGAGUGACGAGGGGUCUGCGAGGCUCAUCUCACCGGAGCUUGGGGUGGUCUUCUUUAACGCUCCUGGAAGGUUACGGGUGGAACAGCGGCCCUCCGAGUUGAAGGUUUCCAAUUGUGCGGACAACGUCAUGAAGAAUCUAAACCAGGCAGCUGUCACUCUACGCCUGUUGAAGGAGUUAGACAUCCAACCUCAUCCCAUGUUUCGACCACCGGUGGCCCCUCCGGAGCCCAUCACCUUGUUCCAAAAAUUGGGCGUGGGACAGCUGGACUUGUACAUCCUCACUCCAGCCAAAAACAGCCACGAGUACCAGACGUUCAUGCGGGACUGGCCCGACGGGGCGUCCCCCCAAGGGCUCCCCCUCGCCGCCCUCGCCUCGGUGUCCGCCCUCCUCGUGUGGCACCCGGCUUGCCCCCUCGAGAAGGUGGUCCGGGUGCUGUUUCCGGGCAUUACUCCGCAGUCCAAACUGCUGCGGGGCCUGGAGACGCUCAAGAGCUUGGCCUUCCUAAGGAAACCCACGGUGACCACCGGGGACCUGGAAAGGAUGGGCUUUAGAGGGAAAACUAAACGGACAGAGAGUCAGGACAGUGUCCGUUCCCAAGGGAAGGAGGUGGCCAACAAACCAGGAAAAGAGGCUAAGAACACGGGGAAACUAUUGGUCACAGAAAAGAACGGCUCCAAGAAAGCGAGUGGGAAGGAGGCUAAAAAGAAUGCAAAGCAGGGCGGCAAGGGAGAACAUGUCGUCCUGAGGAACGGCGUGGGGAGGAAGGAGACCCUCACGUCCAGACCAAAGAAUAACAACAAAACGCUCAAAAACGACUCCAAAACGGAUUCCAAAAAGAUAAAGAAGACAUCCGGAAAGGAGGGCAAGAACGCACACAUCCAGACCGAACUUAGCAACUCCAGACCGGACAACGAGGCCACAGUAGACGAGUCAAAACCGAAGGAGAAAGAGCCCCGCGGUGCCUCCAAAACAUCAACCCCUGAGGAUAUGACUCCUGAUUUCCUCCGACUUCGGGAGGAAACGGAAAGAGAAGAGGCGGAUACGGCGGAUGAGAGGAAAAAGAAAGGUGACGGCCAAGGGAAGGGGGCCGCAGAAAGUCCCGGAGAAGGUGCAAAUCCGCAGGACGCUAAGACCGCAGACCAGCUCGGAGUUGCGAAGAAACCAGCAAAAGUGGUCGGAUUCCCGACCCCGUUGAAGCAGGCGCCAAAGAACGAGCCGAACAUCGAGUUUGACUUGACCCCGACCGAGUACACCCUCCUGGACGGUGCUUUGAGAACCAGCCCGCCCUCGCGAUCGUCCUCGGAUAACCAGGCCACCUCUGAGGAGAGGACCGUCGAGCAGAGUUCCCCGGAUUCCCGGCCCAACAGCGCCGGCCACACUCCUUAUUGUCUGUCUCCGGAUGACAAGUGGUGCAACAGAGACGCCCUCGGCAGGCUGCAGGCGCAACGAGCGGCAGAAGUCGCCCAACCCAAUGUUUCAACCAAGCCGGCCCAACCCAUCCCCAGAGAGAAACACCUGACUUUCCUCUCUCUGGGGCCCUUGAAGGACGGGGCCUCCGACCCGUCCGCCUCCGUGGCCAACACCACCACCUCCACCCACUCCAUGCCGGCGGAGGUGAGCUCGCCUCAGUCCACCGAAGUGGACGAGUCGCUGUCCAUGUCUUUGGAGCACGGCCCCGCCUCGGGAAGUCAGCGGGAGGCGGAUGACGGCGGCCAUCAUCCCAACGGUGGUCAUUUUGCCGCCAUGUCCAAGAAGCCUCUCAGGUCUUUGGCGUCGGAAGCGGGGCGGCCUCCGGUUCCGGGCGCCUUGCAUUUUGAGACAACGGCUCACGACGUGGACCUGUGUCUGGUUUCCCCUUGCGAGUUUCAGCAUUUCAAAGCGCCAGACUCCGGCUCAGGCGACAACGUCCACAAGGACGCCGCCAAGGACGUGACACCGGGCGAAUCAAACGCCCCCGUCUGCACGGAGGAGUGUCCGUCCACCACGGCCGACGGAGUCCUGGACUCGGACGAGGAGGAGUCGUGCGGCAUUCCCACAAACCUGGACGCCUGUCAGGCCUUACCCCGGGACCCGCUUCCCGCCCGGCUCAGGGAUAGCCCGCCUCUGCCUCCGCAUCCCGACACCACCAUGCCCGUCCCGCAGUCUGACGCCGGUGCUCCUGGCAAGAAAGUAAAAACGAGUGCCGUGCGAGGGAAAACGCCCGGGGUGACGGACUCCACCCUGAAGCCGAGCCCGGGCAAAAUCCAGGCAGGAAGCGUCAUCACAAAGGCUAAAAAGGACGCGACGUCGUCACGUGCGUCCAACACUCGCCUGGCAAAAUCGGCGCCGUCAGAGUGCCCCUCCUCCACCGAGGACGCGAGCAUCUUCGUGGACCUGGCCUACGUCCCCUCCGGGGCGGCGUCGCCCACCGUGGGCGUGGACUUCUUCAAAAGCGUCCGCUCAUCCUGUUACGUCGUCAGCGGCGACUGCCCCGAGAGAGAGAAGCUCAUGCGGCAAACGCUGGACGCGCUGCUCCACGCCAAGACGGGCUGGGAGCACGCCACGCAGGUGACGCUGAUCCCCACCUUUGAGUCGCCGGCCAUGCAGGACUGGUACCAGCAGACGGUCGAGCGUCAGAGAGAGCUGGGCGUGCUGGUCCUGGGCUCCAACAGCACCGUGGCCAUGCAGGACGACACCUUCCCGGCCUGCAAGAUUGAGUUCUGAACAACCACUGCUCCGGCGAGAGCCACUGUAUUUGGCUCCGGCCUUCCUGUGUAGAGUUUGCACGCCCCCCCCCCUCCGCCGUGCCUGCAUGGGUUUUCUCCGGGUACU
This is a messenger RNA of Hippocampus comes (tiger tail seahorse), 3591 nucleotides long. RefSeq names its product microtubule-associated protein 1B-like. Gene Ontology annotation, molecular function: microtubule binding; actin binding. Bases 472 to 3483 code for a protein of 1003 amino acids. Gene Ontology annotation, biological process: regulation of microtubule depolymerization; axonogenesis; dendrite development. NCBI's taxonomy places the organism in Eukaryota, Metazoa, Chordata, Actinopteri, Syngnathiformes, Syngnathidae. Gene Ontology annotation, cellular component: neuronal cell body; microtubule; microtubule associated complex. The record is from RefSeq and is a predicted model, not a curated record. The transcript is spliced from 5 exons.